CAGCCUUCACACUAUGUGUUGCUUGUCGUUACGGUUAGCAAAACAGCUACUCAGACCGGAUGACUCUCUGCACUUAAUCCCUAAUGAUGAUUUUAGUUACACGGGGAAAAGAUUGGGAACCGAGUUUAAUGUCUUGGCAUGUAUAGAUACAUAAAAACCUCUCGGAGAUUCUGCUAGUUUUCGGUUCUUCCAGCUUUUCUGUAACUCGGUGCUGGAAAGAUGAAUGGAUUGUCGGUCAGCGAGCUGUGCGGCCUUUUCUGCUGCCCUCCUUGCCCGAGUCGGAUUGCCGCAAAACUGGCCUUCCUACCCCCAGAGCCCACUUACACUUUACUGCCUGAAAUAGACUCGCCCCCGACCAUAACCUCAAAUCAGAGCGCCUCGGGCCUGCGUUCUCGGCUGAGUCGGAGAGGUGGAGGAGGAGACCGAGGUGGAGAGGGCAGGUGGAAGCUCCAUCUCUCAGAGCGAGCCGAGUUCCAGUACUCCCAAAGAGAGCUGGACAGGACAGAAGUCUUCCUGACUCGCUCUAGUCGUGGGAACAAAGUGGGAUGCAUGUACAUCCGCUGUGCCCCCACAGCCAGGUACACGGUGCUGUUCUCCCAUGGUAAUGCUGUGGAUCUGGGUCAGAUGAGUAGCUUCUACAUUGGCCUGGGCACACGCAUCAACUGCAACAUCUUCUCCUACGACUACUCGGGUUAUGGAGCCAGUACGGGGAAGCCGUCUGAGAAGAACCUCUAUGCUGACAUAGAUGCCGCCUGGCAUGCGCUGCGCACCAGAUAUGGGAUUAGUCCCGAGAAUAUCAUCCUUUAUGGCCAGAGUAUUGGCACGGUGCCCACGGUGGACCUGGCGUCACGGUAUGAGUGUGCUGCCGUGGUCCUCCACUCCCCCCUCACCUCGGGUAUGAGAGUGGCCUUCCCUGACACCAAGAAGACCUACUGCUUUGACGCCUUUCCAAACAUCGAGAAGGUGUCAAAGAUCACAUCUCCAGUGCUAAUCAUCCAUGGCACCGAGGAUGAGGUGAUUGAUUUCUCGCACGGCCUUGCCCUGUUCGAGCGCUGCCCCAAGGCCGUGGAGCCGCUGUGGGUGGAGGGAGCCGGCCACAACGAUAUCGAGCUCUACAGCCAGUACCUGGAGCGCCUGCGCCGCUUCAUCAGCCAGGAACUGACCGCGCAGUAUGCCUGAAAAUCCAGCAGCUCAAAGCUCAGUCCAGGUGAAACGAACACUCCAGUGUCAAUUUGAGGGCCUGCUUCAACAUUUUCUACUCUGUAGGCUGGUAAAUAUUAACAUGCAGACCUGGAUGGCUCAACAUCUUGAAGCAGGACCUUGUGGGUCCAGUAUAGCAGGGCAAAAAUCACCACAAACUGUAUUUGUCAUAAUUUUCUUAUUAUUAUUGUAUUAUUAUAAUGUUAUUAUUUCUUUUGCUCAAGGCAUCUACACGGAGACUGCCAUAAGUGCAAUUUCUUAGAUUAAUUCUUGUUUGGUUCAAUAUUUUGGGCUGGUGGAUUUAAUGGUAAUUUAAUGGAGGAUUUAAUUUUCUGCUCCUUCCUGUAUGUAUGUGCUCUCUGCUGGACAGAUCGGGUGUUUUGUCUGACCUUGUGGAGACCAUUAUAUGGGCCAAGUGUGUAUGUACUGAUUUAUUACAGACUCUUUAAAAUGCUUUUUGAUCUCAAGCACCUCUUUUACCCUUUUGUUCCGUUUAAUUUGUUCCUUUUUAAACACAUUUGGAUUGCCACUCAGCCAGCAGCAUCUUGAGUCUGGUGUGUGUUUAACAGGACAUGAACUGAGUGUUAAAUUUAGGCAGCAAGCCAUAUACAUUGGGUUACUGUGAAUACAACUAUAAGGCAACCUUGAUAGAAACCCCCCCCCCCCCCCCCCCCCCCCCCCCCCGACCGGAACAAAUGAACUGAAAAAACCCCCGUCAUUUUUCCUUUAAUGCAAUUAAAUUCACAUGAAUGUAGCUUUCAUCUUUCAUUCUCCACAAUGAUGAUUAGAUUACGAGUAAACUAGGGGUUUCUCUGUUAUCUUUUAAUCUGAGCUGCUUUGUUGGUGUGCUUUCCUCUGAAUCUCAUUCAUGUCUCUCUUGAGCUCUUUAUAUCUUGUAUAUACUUCCCUAAAAUCUCUCUUACACACAUUCUCACUCUGUCUCACUGUGACAUUAUACACACUAACUAUUCGUACAUCGUCCCAGUGCCUCACUUUUUUAAUUCGCAAGUUUUCUUGUGAAUUAAGAAUCCGUACUUCUGUUCUCCCUUUCGAUCUCUGACAUUGUUGCACUAUUUCCUCUUUCUCACAGCAGCAGUGUCUGUAAAGCUUAAGAAAUGUUGAGAGGUUUUGAAUAUAAAUGCAUUAAACAAAAACACAUUGCUAAUUUGUAAGAUAUCCUUCCUCUUUUUUGGUAUUUCUUAUUGCAGACAUUUUUGUUUUGUUUAGUUUUUUUAGUAAUCUAUUUGACAUUUACCAUUUCUCGCAGUUUAGCUGUACUUAACGCAUUUUAAGAACAUUACGAAGAACUUGCAAAUCUAUUUUUCUAAGAGUAAGUUUUUGCUCUAGUGCUCUAGUUUUGUCUAAAUCAGAGCUAUUCUUAAGGGACUGGAGAAUAGUUUUAUUGCUAUUUGGUUGAAGUGAAAAGAGGAUAAUUCAGCCCACUCCCUAAGAUAAUUAGAUUUGCCUUUGUCAUCAAUCUAAAGUCACUUUUGAACAUGAUCACCUGGACAAAAUCUAUUUAAAUUCCAAAAAAUACCUUGGGUUUUGGUCUCAAAGUGCAAUAACAUCAAAAUGAUAUGAGUUAUAAGUGUAAGCUGCAGCCUCAGUGUGGGUACGCUCACCCUCUACACUCCAAAUGGCAAUAAACCUAAGCUUUAUGAUGCAGAUGUUUGGAAAAACAUUUUAGAAACCCUCAUAUUUAAAAUGAUUAAUGUAUUAUUCUUUUUUUCUCGCUGCAUCCUUGUAUAAGUGUGUAGGCAUGUUUCCGUUGGUGAAAGAAGCAUAAUGAACUUUUUUUCUUUUCUUUGUGUAUCCUUUUCUUAGCUGAAGAAUGUAUGUGUUGUAAUGUAACUGAUUUAAUAAAAGUGAUGAUGACUGCG
Messenger RNA from Ictalurus punctatus (channel catfish), 3080 nucleotides. RefSeq names its product abhydrolase domain containing 17A, depalmitoylase a (gene abhd17aa). Gene Ontology annotation, cellular component: plasma membrane; endosome membrane. The record is from RefSeq and is a predicted model, not a curated record. NCBI's taxonomy places the organism in Eukaryota, Metazoa, Chordata, Actinopteri, Siluriformes, Ictaluridae. Bases 220 to 1179 code for a protein of 319 amino acids. Gene Ontology annotation, biological process: protein depalmitoylation. Gene Ontology annotation, molecular function: palmitoyl-(protein) hydrolase activity. The transcript has 5 exons.